Fusarium vanettenii 77-13-4 is the source of this 2481-nucleotide messenger RNA. RefSeq lists its product as uncharacterized. The record is from RefSeq and is a predicted model, not a curated record. Gene Ontology annotation, biological process: DNA replication; mitotic DNA replication initiation; double-strand break repair via break-induced replication. Lineage: Eukaryota; Fungi; Ascomycota; Sordariomycetes; Hypocreales; Nectriaceae. Gene Ontology annotation, molecular function: single-stranded DNA helicase activity; single-stranded DNA binding; 3'-5' DNA helicase activity. The transcript has 2 exons. Bases 1 to 2481 code for a protein of 826 amino acids. Gene Ontology annotation, cellular component: MCM complex; nucleus.
AUGCCCUCGUCUCCCCCUGCCGAGUUCAACAUGGUCCAUGGUGUCGAGGACGAUGACGAUAUCGAGGAAGAAGCCCAGAUCCAGGACGAUAUUGACGACUUGGACGAGAUGGCUGAAGAUGACGUCGAUCUGUUCCGCGAAGGCUUCGAAGCCGAUUACCGAGGUAGGGAGGACGACAUGUAUGAGGGCAUUGGCCUAGACGACGAGGGUGAAUAUGGCGACAUGGACCUGGCUGCUCGACGACAACUCGAGGCCCAACUCAACCGACGAGAUCGUGAAGUCGCACGAAGACAAAGGAUUCCGGCUGCCUUCCUGCCCGGCGAUGAGGACGAUGGCGAUAUCGAUUUGACUGCCCAGCCUCGGCGUCGCCGUCACCACUACGAUGAAGAUCCUGACGACAUGAUGGACACGGAUAUCAUGGCUGAGGAAUUGUCACUGGAGGCCCUUGGUGAUGUCAAGGCUUCGACCUUGACCGAGUGGGUGUCACAACCUUCAGUUCAGCGAACCAUCAAGCGCGAGUUCAAGGCCUUCCUCACAUCUUACACCGACACAUCUGGUUCUUCUGUCUACGGUAACCGUAUCCGAACACUCGGUGAGAUCAACGCCGAGUCCCUCGAGGUUUCAUACGAGCAUCUUUCCGAGAGCAAGGCCAUCUUGGCCUACUUCCUUGCCAACGCACCUGCAGAGAUGCUCAAGCUGUUUGACGAAGUCGCCAUGGAUGUGGUUCUCCUCCAUUACCCCGACUACGAGCGCAUUCAUUCCGAGAUUCACGUGCGAAUCUUUGAUCUGCCUGUUCACUACACCUUGCGACAGCUUCGUCAAUCGCAUCUGAACUGUCUGGUGCGGGUGAGUGGUGUCGUUACUCGACGAUCGGGUGUCUUCCCUCAGCUCAAGUAUGUCAAGUUUGACUGCACAAAGUGCGGUGUCACACUGGGACCCUUCCAGCAGGAGUCCAACGUCGAGGUCAAGAUCAGCUACUGCCAGAGCUGCCAGUCAAGGGGCCCCUUUACUCUCAACUCGGAAAAGACUGUCUACCGUAACUACCAGAAGCUCACUCUCCAGGAGUCUCCCGGUACAGUGCCUGCUGGUCGACUGCCUCGACAGCGUGAGGUUAUCCUGCUGUGGGAUCUCAUCGACAAGGCAAAGCCUGGUGAGGAGAUUGAAGUCACUGGAAUUUACCGCAACAACUACGAUGCUCAACUCAACAACCGAAACGGCUUCCCUGUGUUUGCCACUAUCCUCGAGGCCAACAAUGCCGUCAAGUCGCAUGACCAGCUGGCUGGUUUCCGCAUGACUGAAGAGGACGAGCAUCAGAUCCGCAAACUGUCCCGAGAUCCCAACAUCGUGGACAAGGUCAUCAACUCGAUCGCUCCUAGCAUUUACGGACACACUGACAUAAAGACGGCUGUCGCUCUGUCGCUUUUCGGUGGUGUCGCAAAGACAACAAAAGGUGCUCAUCAUCUGCGAGGCGAUAUCAAUGUUCUUCUCCUGGGUGAUCCUGGUACAGCCAAGUCGCAGAUCCUCAAGUACGCCGAGAAGACAGCUCACCGAGCUGUGUUUGCCACCGGUCAGGGUGCCAGUGCUGUCGGUUUGACAGCCAGUGUCCGCCGUGAUCCUCUGACCAGCGAAUGGACUCUGGAAGGUGGUGCUCUCGUGUUGGCUGAUCGAGGAACAUGCCUUAUCGACGAGUUCGACAAGAUGAACGACCAGGAUCGUACAUCUAUUCACGAAGCUAUGGAACAACAGACCAUUUCCAUCUCCAAGGCUGGUAUCGUGACUACUCUUCAGGCUCGUUGCGGUGUGAUUGCAGCUGCCAACCCUAUCGGUGGUCGAUACAACUCUACAGCUCCCUUCUCCUCCAACGUCGAGUUGACAGAGCCCAUCUUGUCGCGUUUCGAUAUCCUGUGUGUAGUGCGCGACACUGUUGAGCCGGCUGAGGAUGAGCGUCUUGCGCGCUUCAUUGUGGGAUCACACAGCCGAAGCCAUCCUCUGAGCCAGCAAGAACAAGAUUCGAUGGAGGUUGAGCAUGAUACCCAAGCAGAUACCCAGGCGACUACCGGUAAUCGUAAGGCGGAGGGCGAGAUUCCCCAGGAGCUGCUGAGGAAGUACAUCCUCUACGCCCGAGAGCACUGUUCGCCGAAGCUGUACCAUAUCGACGAGGACAAGAUUGCACGACUGUUUGCCGACAUGCGACGAGAGUCUCUUGCUACUGGCGCCUAUCCCAUUACGGUGCGUCAUCUGGAAGCCAUCAUCCGAAUUAGCGAAGCAUUCUGCCGCAUGCGAUUGUCAGAAUACUGCUCGACGCAGGAUAUUGACCGUGCUAUUGCGGUUACGGUGGACAGUUUCGUCGGCAGCCAAAAGCUCAGCUGCAAGAAGGCUCUCGCACGAGCGUUUGCCAAGUAUACACUGGCACGGCCGGGUAGCCAGAAGAGGACCGGAGCAAACAGCCAAGCGCGACGACAGACCGCAGUUGUAGGUUAA